CGACGGUGUCAUAUUGAUCGACCUGAAUCUAUGCUUUGGUCGGCGCGUUGACUAGCGCGCUUGCCAGUACCCUGAAAACACUUGUACGCUGCAUUUACAGUGUAAUCGCAACCGCAUAUUCGCAUCGUGGCAUUUCGCGAACUGCAUCGUGCUGCAUAUUCUUGUAACCUCGUUAUGUGCGUUUCGCCGUCGCUAUACAUCAGGUGAUAUAGACUCGUCGAUAGACACGCCAGGGUGUCUAAGCUAGAAAGAGACAUCGUUUAAAAACAACGCCAGUGUUGUCACAAGAAAAUCAACAUUUCCAGAUUCCGUGGUUCAAUAAAAGUAUGUGGGAUUCGUGAACACGAUUAGGUACAUGAAUGUGUUAAAUCUGCUUCGAUUUGUUUCACAGAUUCAAAGAAUAUUCGGCUUGAAAUAUACGGUUGGAUCAGCUCGUGCUAAUCGGGCGUUACGCUAUUCAAUGUUUAAGGAAGUUUUGUCAUGACGCGAAGCUAAACAAAGGACAUCCCGCUGCUAUCAGCAUGUGGACGAAUCAUUUGCUAGUGGCGGCAAUUGUACUCGCGGUUGCCACCGUCUGUCAUGCGGAGUGCCAGACUCGUUCCAUUUACUGCUACGAAUGCGAUUCAUGGACAGAUCUCAGAUGCAAAGAUCCUUUCAACUAUACGGCACUACCCAGAGACCAGCCACCGCUGAUGACAUGUAACGGAUGCUGCGUGAAAAUGGUUCGCAAUGCAAAAUCACCGUACGAAAGCGUAAGAAGAACCUGCACCGCGCAGCUACAAAUAAACUUAUUCAUGGUGGACCACGUGUGCAUGAUGGAAAGUACCGGCACUGGUCACAUGUGCUUCUGUGAGGAGGAUAUGUGCAAUCGUGUACCCCCGACCUCGAGUUCAAAUCCCAUACUCCUACUGAUCCUGUCGACCAUCCUUAUUCUGCGUUCGGCAAUCUUAAGAGCCUCCGCUUGCUUUGUAGAACGUUGCAAUAAUCAUAUCGUAUAACAUCAAUUAAUUCGAUCCACCCAUCGCAGUGGUGUUCAAUCAUAUCCUUUGUAGAAAUUUUAGCGAGUCGACAAACCGAUAACACGACCAAUCGUCGGAACGAACGAUUAAAGCCGACUUUGAUCUCGAAGGCUAGGUCCUUCGAGAUAUUGAAGAAAGUAGUCAAAUAAGCAUAUAAGAAUGAUAGACGAUUGACGUGAACGAUUAUCGAUUAACUAUGUGCCUCUUUCAAGCGCAUGUAUCGAGCCAUUAGAUCGCAUAGAAAUUGAAUAUAUUACAUUUGUGUAAUAUAAAAAUUUUAUCAAAGUUUUGCAUAUCUUAAUUAUAAUAGAUACCAUAUGCGUAAUAGAAGAUGAGGAUGUUAUAAGAUGAAUUCGGGUAUAUGUUAAAAGCUGAAGAAAUAUAUAUAUAAAUAGACGUCUGCAAGUAAAAUAUAGUAUUUA
Messenger RNA from Acromyrmex echinatior (Panamanian leafcutter ant), 1441 nucleotides. It is a transcript of the gene qvr, whose product is annotated as glycosylphosphatidylinositol-anchored protein quiver. Gene Ontology annotation, biological process: sleep; regulation of synaptic transmission, cholinergic; positive regulation of voltage-gated potassium channel activity. The record is from RefSeq and is a predicted model, not a curated record. NCBI's taxonomy places the organism in Eukaryota, Metazoa, Arthropoda, Insecta, Hymenoptera, Formicidae.